Messenger RNA from Osmia lignaria (orchard mason bee), 3092 nucleotides. It is a transcript of the gene Got1, whose product is annotated as Glutamate oxaloacetate transaminase 1. Lineage: Eukaryota; Metazoa; Arthropoda; Insecta; Hymenoptera; Megachilidae. Gene Ontology annotation, molecular function: pyridoxal phosphate binding; L-aspartate:2-oxoglutarate transaminase activity. The record is from RefSeq and is a predicted model, not a curated record. Gene Ontology annotation, biological process: L-aspartate biosynthetic process. Gene Ontology annotation, cellular component: cytosol.
UUAAAUUCAUCAGUGAUAAAAGUUUACGCACAUAUGUAUUGCACUGUACGUUAUUUUUUAUGACAUCAGUUGAACGUGAAUAUAUGAGUUGUCGAGUCUUCUUAUCUACAACAUCUGAAAUUAAAAAUCCAAAACGUUGGAUAUAACGAUUACAAGAGUAUUUGAACAUUAAAAAGAUGAGUUCAAGAUUUGGCGGUCUCAAAUUAGGCCCUCCAAUAGAAGUUUUUGCGCUUCAGAAAGCAUUUGUUGAAGAUAAUUAUGAAAAAAAAGUAAAUUUAUCUAUAGGAGCUUUUCGUACCAACGAAGGAAAGCCCUGGGUGUUACCAGUUGUUCGAAAAGUAGAAAAGUCUUUAGCUGCAGAUGAAUUGCAAAAUCAUGAAUAUCUUCCUGUUUUGGGGUUGGAAGCUUUCAGUCAAGCAGCAACAAGUAUGUUGUUGGGUGCUGACUCUCCUAUAAUUGCACAAGGUCGUGCUUUUGGUAUUCAAACAUUAUCUGGUACUGGAGCUUUACGUGUUGCUGCAGAGUUCUUGAGUCGCAUUUUACAUUAUGAUACCUUUUAUUAUAGCAAACCAACUUGGGAGAACCACAAACUUGUGUUCAUAAAUGGAGGGUUUAAGAAAGCUUGCGAAUACACAUACUGGAAUUCAGAUACUCGUAGUAUUGACAUAGAAGCAAUGCUUAAAGAUCUUGAUGAUGCUCCAGAAAAUGCUGUAAUUAUUUUUCAUGCGUGCGCGCAUAAUCCUACUGGAUGCGAUCCAACUCCUGAGCAAUGGACAAGAAUAGCAAAUCUAGUUCAAAGAAAACGUCUGUUUCCAGUUUUUGACAGUGCAUAUCAAGGUUUUGCAAGCGGUGACUUAAAUAAAGAUGCUUACGCAGUGAGAUUGUUUGCCGAACUUGGAAUAGAAUUUAUAUGUACGCAAAGUUUUGCUAAAAAUUUUGGAUUGUACAACGAACGAAUUGGAAAUUUAGUACUUGUUAUAUCAGAUAUAAAAAAUGUACCUCAAAUUAAAUCUCAGUUAACUUUAAUUGUUCGAGGAAUGUACAGCAACCCACCUAAUCAUGGGGCAAGAAUAGUUGCAACUGUAUUACGAAAUCCGGAUCUUUUCAAAGAAUGGAAAGGUCAUAUUUGCACUAUGUCUAAUAGGAUAAAAGAAAUGAGAACAAGUUUGUAUGAAAGACUGGUCAGAUUAGGAACUCCUGGUUCUUGGGAACAUAUUACUCAACAAAUAGGAAUGUUCUGUUAUACAGGUCUCGCUGAGAGACAAGUUGAACAUUUAAUAAAUCAUUACCACAUUUACUUGUUGAGAAGCGGUCGAAUAAACAUGUGUGGGCUUAAUGAAGUUAAUUUGGAUUAUGUGGCAAAUGCGAUCUAUGAAACUGUCUUACUGUUUCCUCAAAAUAAAACAAGUUGCACAUGUUGAAAUGGAUAAGUGGAAUAAGCUGUCGUAUAAUAAGUAUAAGUUACUGAAAUUCUAGAAUUGGAAACAUUAUUGAAACGUGGCAAUAUUUUAUGUGCACUCAAGUUAACUUAGAAGUGUAGAAGUAUUUUAUAGAGAUUUUCUUCCUGUUAUAAUCUUUUAUUUUUUUUUUUUUUACAUAGUUAUUAGAAUGUAUAGAUAUCAGGAUAACAAACUGCUUUUAAUCAAAGCAUUUAUUUUGACAAAUUUUAAUACUGAAAAAAUUCCGAACUCAACAGAAAUUUUAUUUUGUGCAGAAGCUAUACCAUUUCAUUACAAAGCGCCUUGUAUAUAAAAGUACAAAAUAUUACAAAGUAUUAUGAAUUGCCAAAUUUUCAAAUCGCUUAUUAUUAAAGUGAUUUCGAUUGAGCUUAAUAGUUUGUAGAAUUAUAAUAAAUAUCUAUAGCAAAUAUUCAUUAAAUACUAUGUUUUUACAAAGUUUUAAAGUGAAUAGGAUGUUGAUUAUACAAAGCAUUAACAUUUAGUAUUGGUAAUCACAGAGCAUAAAAAUUGCAUGAAAAUAUAUAUUAAAAUAUACAUGCAAUAUACUUAUAUAUAUUUAUGUAUUAUACCAGUUUUAAUAUUCAGAAGAUGGCCAUCUUUGUACAUAAAAAAGGUAAUAUCUCUGCUAUAUUUUUCAGAAACAUAUUUUUAAUAUUCAGAGUUCAAUAUUUUUAAUAAUAACCUGAUAUGUAUAAGCACAGUUUACGAAUGCUGUUAUUAAGGACUGAAAAAACAGUAACUAUAAUAUAAAUUAAAAGAAUAGAACUAAAAUUAUUUUAAUAAUAAGCGAUUGAUUUAUUAUUGAAAAUUUGUUAUCAUUUGCGCAGAUUAACAAGUAACCAUCUAAAACUAUUACAGUUUCAAAUGUUACUGUUAGUUCCUGUUUAUCUUAUUCUAAAAAAAAGUCGAUUAUUGUGAUUUCAUAUAACAUAUAAAAAGAAGAAUAUAGUACUAUAUUUUCUUUAUAGUGAAAAAAAAAUUAUAGCAUUUUCUUGUAAUACAGAUACUAUACACAUUUAUUAUAUGUGCAUUAUAAAAGAGAUAUCCAUUUUGUUACCUAAAUGCUUCCAGUAAUUUACAUAGUAUAAAUGUAUAGGUACAAGAAGUUUAAUGAGAAUUAAUCCAAUGAUUGAUAUUAAUUACAUUCUGUAUAUCACUUCCAAUACUAUGUAGGAAGAAUGCAAUCAAAUGUACUGUUUUCCUUUUUAUAAAUUUUAGUAUAUUAUUAUAUAUCUCAAAAGAGAAGUUAUAUACAUUUGUUACAUUUACAGAGUACACACAUAUAUAUAUAUACACAUAUAUUUUUAGUAACAUAGAAACUUAGAACCUUCCUUGUUCAUAAAUCUGGACCAAAUUGAAAAACUUGAAAAUUAAAAUCAUCUAUGUACUGCCAAAUUUGAUAGCUUGAAUGUGCAGCGAUAAGAGUUACUUUUUUAUGUAUUUACAUGAAGUAAAUGUGAUGCAGAAUGCCAUGUAUAUUUUAUAAAAAGAAUGUAUAAUUUUGUAAAGUUGAUACAUCUGAACAAUAAUCUAGCUUUAAUGUAUAUUUAGAUGAAAUUUAAGUAUUUCAAUAAAAGUUUAGCUUUAUUUCAAAGGGAUAUUGUAAUUAAUAAAAUUAUAUAUAUACACAUA